CUCUGGGUUUGUCCACAACAUGUCUAACCUGCGGCCUCUGGGGAGCACACUUGAUGACCCCCAGUGCUUCCUGACAAAGUACCAGAGCAACUUCUCAGAUGGCAAAGGAUUAGUCCCAAGAGACGACCACCUGAGCACAGUUUACCAAGGCUCACUGCCCAUGCUUGUCAAUCAAACUCUGCAGGAAUCAGGCUUCACUCAAGGCUCCAGCAAUCCUCUAGUCUGGCCUAUGCUUCCUGACUCUCAGCCCAGCAGCCAGAGGACUAUCCUACUGCCUCAGAAGAUGCUGACUGGGAGGAAGGAGUGCUCUGGGUUUGUCCGCAACAAGUCUAACCUGCAGACUCUGGGGAGCAUACCUGAUGACCCCCAGCGCUUUCUGACAAACUACCAGAGAAAGUAA
Molecule: messenger RNA, 400 nt
Organism: Megalops cyprinoides (Indo-Pacific tarpon)
Lineage: Eukaryota; Metazoa; Chordata; Actinopteri; Elopiformes; Megalopidae
Gene: saxo4
Product: protein phosphatase 1, regulatory subunit 32
Exons: 4
Coding region: 20-400 (126 amino acids)
Source: RefSeq, a predicted model, not a curated record